AUGGCGUUGAGGGCCGCGUUUCCAUUUGUUUCGUGGUUGUUAGAGGCGAUGCGUGCACCAACGCCAGUUAGUGCUUUGGUGCACUCUUCUACCCUGGUUGCAGCAGGCAUGGGGUUGUGUGACCUACCCUUUAUCGAUAUUUAUGUGUUUUUUAUUGACAUAUGUUUCACACAAGAUGUUGCUAUCACUAAUAAGUGA
Messenger RNA from Protopolystoma xenopodis, 198 nucleotides. Lineage: Eukaryota; Metazoa; Platyhelminthes; Monogenea; Polystomatidea; Polystomatidae. The record is from the annotation of a GenBank genome assembly.